GCGCGGGGCGUGGCGGCGGGGGGGGGCGUGGCGGGUGGCGGGCGGCGCGCGGCGGCCGGGGCGCGCGGCGGCGGCGGCAGCGCCAUGUCGAUGGAGGACCCCUUCUUCGUGGUGAAGGGGGAGGUGCAAAAAGCCGUGAACACUGCCCAGGGGCUCUUCCAGAGAUGGACGGAGCUCUUGCAAGAUCCCUCCAUCGCCACAAGAGAAGAAAUCGACUGGACCACUAAUGAGCUCAGGAAUAACCUGCGGAGCAUCGAGUGGGACCUGGAAGACUUGGAUGAAACAAUUAGCAUCGUUGAGGCAAACCCACGGAAAUUCAACCUCGAUGCAACAGAGCUGGGUAUCAGGAAAGCCUUCAUCACGAGCACGCGGCAGGUGGUCAGGGAAAUGAAGGAUCAGAUGUCCAACUCCUCCAUGCAAGCGCUGGCUGAAAGGAAAAACAGGCAGGCACUCCUGGGAGAAAGUGGGAGUCAGAGUUGGAGCUCUGGACCUGACAAAUACAGCCGCCUGGACCGGGAGCUGCAAUUAGCAAAUUCACACUUCAUCGAGGAGCAGCAAGCUCAACAACAGUUGAUUGUGGAGCAGCAAGAUGAGCAGUUGGAGCUGGUCUCUGGCAGCAUCGGGGUGCUGAAGAACAUGUCCCAGCGCAUUGGCGGAGAGCUGGAGGAGCAAGCAGUGAUGCUGGACGACUUCUCCCAUGAGUUAGACAGCACUCAGUCGCGGCUUGAUAACGUCAUGAAGAAGCUCGCCAAAGUGUCUCACAUGACGAGUGAUCGACGGCAGUGGUGUGCAAUUAUCAUCCUCUUCGUCAUCUUGCUGGUGGUGCUCAUCCUGUUUUUUGUCCUGUGAUGGACUGAACUUCUUCGGACGCCCCCUCCCCGCCCCCUCACCCCCGUAGCACGGGGAAACGAAACUCUCACCGUUUCCGUCCGCCCACAGAGAUCCCAGGCAAGAAAACCCGCACUCAGCUCUCACCAUUCUCCUCUGAGGAUCACGGCUUGGCUCCGCCGGCGUCUCACCUGGCCCGGGGAGAGGUGGUGGAGGACUGGAGCUGCCUCCUCCCCCGGCAUGGUGCGAUCUGGACCUGGGCUCCAGGUCUGGACCUAGGCAGCUGGAGGGGGACUUGACCCCUGCGCUUCCACCCGGUGCAGGUAGGAGCCAGUUGCAGCAGUCCUGAGCUGCCUGCGGUCGGAUGCGGACACAGAGCAGUGAGCCCUGGGGAGGACGGGACUGGUGGGGUGGUGGUGGGGGGGAGGAAAUUAGUUAAUUCACUGAGCAUUACAAACCGCAUUGCCAGCCUAAAGCAUUACCGGGAGGAGCGGUGGCGUGAAACCCCACGCUGCCUUCCUCCCACGGCCGCCGACUUGCCGCCCAGACACCCCGGUGAGGCUGCAGCAGAGUGUUCACAUCCACCGCCCCUCGGCAGGAGCUUACGCGCAGGUGAGCCGUAGGGUGUAGUGUCCUGCCGUCAGCCGGCCAGGCACAAUCAAGAACCCCAGAGCUUUAAACUUGGGUUGAUGCGCGCUGAAAGCUGGCAAACAACCGUUAUCCAGAGAGUGAGUUUCUUAAAGCUUUUAAAAUUGCCUCCCUCGUUAUACAAGCCUCUAAAGCUCAUUGACUGAUGCUUUCUCUGCCCUUGUAUAACUGAGUAACUGCUUCUGUUUAACAGCUGCUUCCCUUUGGCAAGUGAUUUGUCAGGUCUAAAAUAACUUAUUUUUUUUAAGGAAAAAAAAAACAAAACAAAACAAAGCUUGUAAAGAUUUUUUUGAUGACCGUUCGAGCCACAUUCUCUCUCUGGGUGCACAACACGCAUUAGCAGAGGAAUGGGGGCUCAAUUAUGUAUUUUAAGUGCAUAUAAACUUGUAAAUAGGAUGUCUUAAUCUUUCCCAACUGCUAUUUUUUAGACACUCUGUUGUAAGCAACCAAAAGGCAGGCGAUUCAAAGAUAGGUCGUGUUUCUGUAUUACUGCCCUUUUGUUACCUUUGAGUUGUUUGUCACUUGAGUUGUCUCAGCAGUGUCGGAUUAGCCUAGUUGUCUCCCUCAGACAGUGAAUUAGGAGGGAGCCAGGUGGUCGAUACCAAAAUGUGGUGAAGAAAGCUCACCCUGGCAGUAUUACUGGGGGAGAAAUGCAGAUGGGGGUUUCGUGCUGCAAACACCGAUGGCAGGAUGUGGGGUGGCUUCUUCGGGAAAGCAAACCCGAUUUCUUACUAAAGCCUGCUCCCACAUUUAAGUUGCAAACACCAAAGGACUUGGGACAGGCUGGCUUAUGCCUCCCAUCUGGGUCUCAGAUGGGGCUGGGGGAGGAAAUUAAUUGGUGCUGACGCUAAGACUUCUGCUAAAAUAGCAAAUCGCGCCCCCCCGCCGCCCCCCAAAAAUCGUCCUCCCCAAGUGGGAAGCUCGCCACCAGACGGCUUUACCUCCGGGAUGCUUAUCCCAGACCGAACACUCCUCCCCAGUGGGUCUGUGGCUUCCUUCAAGCGGCUGUGUGACCCCGCCGCAGGCGCCGGGUGCUGACAGCCGGCUGCACCGUGCCUUCUGCAGCCGGGCGCCGGACAGAGGGGCGAGAUCAAGCUCCCUGCCAUGCCUGGGUGGGUGCUCCCGUCGUUAACGCACACGUGCCCUUAGCGCUAAUUAUUUCAGCAGUUGCUCUUUAUCCUUGCGGAGCACCUCAUUUCUGUUGGUUACGCUGUAAGAAAUACGCAGUGUCCCCUUUCCAGGGCUGGCUAUCGCGGUGUCCGUGCGGCUCCUUGGGCUUAAUACCUCUCUGAGAGCAGGUUUCCUGGGAGCGCGAGUCCGACCGGGGAGCGGGGCUUGCCGUUGCCUGGUAUUUGCCCACCUCCGAUCCCUGCGUUAUUUUCGGCAUGGUUGUGCAUCCUCCGGGAAUGACUCCUGGCGCUCCGUGCGGGACCGCUCCUUCAUUAGUCCGGCAUACUGCCGGAGGGUGGCCCAGCUGCUGGUAUCACCGCAAGCCACCAGACUGUCUUCAGUCCCUUUUCCUGUGUACAGUUGCUUUUUCUGCUGUUGGUGGUGCCCCCUCCCUUUAACAUUAAAUAAAUGCGUUGCUGCUGCCCAGCGUGGCACAGCAGAGAUCA
Messenger RNA from Chroicocephalus ridibundus (black-headed gull), 3092 nucleotides. It is a transcript of the gene STX6, whose product is annotated as syntaxin 6. The transcript has 8 exons. Gene Ontology annotation, cellular component: endomembrane system; synaptic vesicle membrane; SNARE complex. Gene Ontology annotation, molecular function: SNAP receptor activity; SNARE binding. Lineage: Eukaryota; Metazoa; Chordata; Aves; Charadriiformes; Laridae. The coding region runs from base 85 to 849 and encodes 254 amino acids. The record is from RefSeq and is a predicted model, not a curated record. Gene Ontology annotation, biological process: Golgi vesicle transport; vesicle fusion; retrograde transport, endosome to Golgi.